Messenger RNA from Cucurbitaria berberidis CBS 394.84, 2259 nucleotides. RefSeq lists its product as uncharacterized. Gene Ontology annotation, molecular function: RNA polymerase II cis-regulatory region sequence-specific DNA binding; zinc ion binding; DNA-binding transcription activator activity, RNA polymerase II-specific. The transcript has 2 exons. The record is from RefSeq and is a predicted model, not a curated record. Gene Ontology annotation, biological process: regulation of transcription by RNA polymerase II; DNA-templated transcription. Gene Ontology annotation, cellular component: nucleus. NCBI's taxonomy places the organism in Eukaryota, Fungi, Ascomycota, Dothideomycetes, Pleosporales, Cucurbitariaceae. Bases 1 to 2259 code for a protein of 752 amino acids.
AUGGACGAUGCAACCUCUCGGAAGCGGCCACGGCCUGUCGUCUCCUGUUUGAGGUGUCGCGACAAGAAGCUAAAGUGCGACCGUACCGCCCCCUGCGAGAACUGUGUCAAGGCGUCCACAGCGAAUACUUGCACAUACAAUCGAAAUGGCAUAUCGCCCGCCAAACAGGAUAACUCGACCCCGACUUCCAACGGGCAUCUCUCAACGAAUUCGCUUGAGGAUCUUCAGCUCAGGAUGGCAAAGAUGGAGGAGUUACUAGGCGUCGCUCGUACUCAUCAGGUCUCAGCCCGUAGCGAAAGGCAAAUGCCUGCCACGCCGCUUCCGCUCCUUGGAACUGUGGUCGUCAAAGGGAAUCGUUCAGUGUAUCAUGGACAAAAUGAUAGAGUCACACUCCUGAACCAAUUCCUUGAUGUCAAGGAUUUUAUCAAUGACAUGUCCAAUGAUGCUCAGCUCCAGGCUUCUGCAAAACAGGUGAAAUUUUUGCAAGACAAGUCUCAUACCAAGAUCGCUUCACCAGACAGCGUCAAUGAUUCCGACUUUUCGCUGGCUCUACUCAAGCUUCGCGAAUUUCUUCCCCCUAAAGCCUAUUGUGACAGACUUGUUUCCAUCUACUUUCGAUACUUCGAGCGCACUAUGAGAGUGCUUCACAUUACGACCUUUAUGCGCCAAUAUGAUCAGAUUUGGUUGGACAAUAAUCCUGAAAUUUGCAGUUCGUCCAGCAUCAUACCACAGCUGACCGCUGUAAUGACCAUGGCAUACCACAUGGACGAUGCAGUUCCCGAAAACGAAGAACUAACCCACAGGACUUAUCUGAAAGGAGCUUCUAUCGACCUCAUCCAGGCUUGGCUUGAUGAGCUGGGUCGGAAACAAAGAACCGAGCUAUCCACCCUCCAAGUCGAUGUACUUCUACUCCUUUCUAAGAGUCUUCGUCAUCUGUACCCCGAGAAACUCUGGAGCUCCACUGGCGCUCUUGUGCGCUCCGCCAUGGUGAUGGGUCUGCAUACAGACCCGACAGGUGUUCCCGGCAUCAACGCCUACCAGGUUGAGAUGCGACGGAGGCUAUGGGCAACGAUCCUUGAAAUGGACCUGCAGGCUUCAAUGACUGCUGGAAUGCCUCUUGUGGGUCCCAAACUCGAUUCAUGUAACCUUGUGCCGGCAAACCUCAAUGAUUCAGACUUUGAUGAACUCUCUACAAAGCUGCCUACAUCACGGCCACUGAGUACUCAAACCGACAAUCUUUACCAAGUAUGCCUUGCUACCUCUCUUCCACAACGGCUUCAGGCUCUGGCACUCGUACAACGCUCUGCUCCAAACGUGGAAGAGGCUAUCGAGCUAGGGCGAAAAGUCGAAGAGUGCUUGUCUCGCAAGCCCUUGGUAUUGUGCCUCCAUAACAACAGUACAGCGCCCACAGAUGGUGGAUCGCUGCUCCAUCGCGUCCUGCUGGAUCUCUAUCUACGAAGACCUCUCCUUUGUCUGUACAAGCCACUACUCCUGGGAGAACAGCAGGACCAGACAAUAUAUACAGAGACCCAGAGGCACUGUCUUGAGUCGUCACUAGUCAUUAUCUCCUAUCAAGACCUUUACACCCCUCAGGCACUCCGCGCGGUCACUGGCAACCCCUUACCACAACAAGACUUCUUUUAUCGCUGUUGCAAAUCCGACAUGCUGUGGGCAGCUCUCACAAUAUGUCAGCACAUCAAAUUACUCCGCCAGGCUACAGCUGCAGACCAGGCUCUAGAUAGACAAGUUGGGCACAACGAUACCUCUCUUGCCAGAACCGUCGAAAAUACGAUCCACUGCCUAAUCGAUAGAAUAGGGCGGAAAAGUAGCGACCUGAAAGAUAUUGUUUUUCUAGGGCUGGCGCUCCAGUCAGUGCAGCUAUCGGGGUCGUCUUCGAGAUCACACGCUUUGCAAAACAGUGCUAAGAGAACUUUGGCUGCAUGUCGCGAGCGAUUAUUACAGCCUAUGGUAAUCCAAGACCAAUCGCAAUCGGCACCGCCUACUAAACGCCAGAAGACAUCGACCACAUUAAUGCCAAAUACCAUUACCCCGCCACUAUCCAAUCCUACGCUCACGCCGACCUCUAUAUCGGAUCUCCAAUUCCCCAUUGACCUCCCAGAGAAUGCUGAACAAUGGUUUGGGGAUCUGCCAGAUCUAGCUGCCGAGUUCACAAAUUUCCAGGCCGACAUGUACAAUCCCAACGAUGCUUUGAAUUUUGGAAUGACUCAGGACUGGAACUGGGAACAUAUGUGGCAAUAG